Messenger RNA from Xyrichtys novacula (pearly razorfish), 608 nucleotides. Lineage: Eukaryota; Metazoa; Chordata; Actinopteri; Labriformes; Labridae. The record is from the annotation of a GenBank genome assembly.
AUGAUUGGCAAGAUCAUCGGACAGAAGUAUAUGGCGAUCGCCAAAUCAUGGUAAGAAAAUAUCUUGUCCUACUGUCGGUUAAUCGAGAAGAAAGAUCAGUAUUUCCUCCUCAGAUUCUUGAUGUGUCCUUCGCUAACUUUGAGCUGUUAGCUUAGCCGAGGUCACAGCUGUGGGGACAGACUGAAUACCCACAGUUAUUCUGAAGCAGUGGACAACAAAAGCGUCAUUUCAACCUCAAUGGCAUUUGAUUUUUGUUUCCACUACCUAGUUAUAUCAGAUAUCAUUUGUUUAUAAUCUGAGCUAACCCUUCCACCAAAGCAGAGGGACUAAAAUGUCUAAUUUAAAGGACUGCAGCUUGUUUUUCACUACAAACCAAUCAGAAAAUGGAUCAAUCAUUCAACUGGUGAAUCACGAGCUUCAAGUUAUGAUCAGUUGUCUUCAUUUACUUUAAAUCUGAUCAUUCUUGACUUUCCUCUGUGAUUCUCAGGGUCCCAACCCUGGCUGUGUGGGGCACUGUUGGAGGUGUAGCCUUGGUCCACUUCACAGACUGGCGGCUGUUUCUGGAUUAUGUCCCCUAUAUCAGUGGGAAGUUUAAGAAGGACGAGUAG